Opisthorchis viverrini is the source of this 327-nucleotide messenger RNA. RefSeq lists its product as hypothetical. The coding region runs from base 1 to 327 and encodes 108 amino acids. Lineage: Eukaryota; Metazoa; Platyhelminthes; Trematoda; Opisthorchiida; Opisthorchiidae. The record is from RefSeq and is a predicted model, not a curated record. The transcript is spliced from 2 exons.
AUGUCAAUUAUUUUAAGUACUUUGCCCGGUGGGCCAGCGCAGUCUUUGCUGUUUGAGCACGAAUUUACCGACCGAAGGUCCGUGGUUCGAACCCGACCUCUGCAUCUCGACUUCGCGUCUAGGCUUGGGCAACUUGGCAGUACCCCAGCCUCCGUGCCUCCUUUUAGCAAUCGGGUACCGAAAUUGUGCUAUUUUCGUUCAGCUGUAACAUCCUUCUGGUACCUGGCUGCCAUGCCACCCGAAGGAAGCGCGAGUGCUGGGAUAGUGCCAGGUCGCCCAAGCCUAGACAGGGGAAGUAGAGGGGCAGAGGUCGGACGCGGUCAGUAA